Messenger RNA from Oryza brachyantha (malo sina), 2422 nucleotides. RefSeq names its product QWRF motif-containing protein 2. The record is from RefSeq and is a predicted model, not a curated record. Gene Ontology annotation, molecular function: microtubule binding. Gene Ontology annotation, cellular component: cytoplasm; centrosome; nuclear microtubule. Gene Ontology annotation, biological process: spindle assembly; centrosome cycle. The coding region runs from base 369 to 2030 and encodes 553 amino acids. Lineage: Eukaryota; Viridiplantae; Streptophyta; Magnoliopsida; Poales; Poaceae. The transcript has 7 exons.
GUAGAGAGGGAAGGGAACUGUGUGAGGGGCUCACAUAGCUUAAUCUGCAAAUAAUAGCUGCUUUUAAGGGCACUAAAGCUGCUUCUUGCUGGGUUUUGGAGGCUCUUUUCUUAAGAGAUCAAUUGAGCAGCUGGUUUAGGAGGCUGGGUUUCAGUCACCUGCUAAGCUUCUCACCCCUGAUCAUCUGCGGGAGCCUUGCAUUGCCAACCCAGGCGGCCGCGUCGAUCCGGAGGGCGCUCCCCGCCGCCGCAGCCGGAGCGAGAGCGGGGGCGGCGAAUCUGGAGCCUACGGGACCUGCAUUGCGGCGGGAGGGCAGCGGGUAGAUAGAUCUCCCGCGUCCUUCGCCUCGACGGCCGCGGGGAAGCGGCAUGGUGGCUGCUGCGGCGGCGGCUACCGCGCCAGAUCCGGCCCACCCCGCGCGCCCGCCGCUCACGCCGGCCCUCGACAAGCCCAACUCCGCCCCGGCGCCGCGCCGCCCGGCGCGCUCCAGCAAGCCCGUGUCCUCGCGGUACCUGUCGGCCGCUGCCGCGUCGCCGACCUCCUCCACCUCGUCCUCGACGUCGUCCUCGUCGUCCACGUCGUCGUCGCGCCGCUCCCUCUCCGCGCAGCGCGCCCGGUCGUCCACUCCCCCGCCGCAGCACUCGACGUCGCCCACCCCGGCCGCGGCGGCGGCCGCCCCGGGGACCUUGACGGCGACCACGAUGCGGAGCCUCUCGGUGUCGUUCCAGGGGGAGUCCUUCUUCUACCAGACGUCGCGCGCGCCGCGGGCCGCGUCGCCGUCGUCCCCCGCCGGCCGGCGUGGGCCCACACCGGAGCGGCGGAAGAGCGUGUCGUCGGUGCCGGAGGCCGAGAACACGCGGCCGCAGCACCGAUGGCCGGCGGCGAAGCCGAAGGCGUCGGACCCCCUCGCCCGCAGCCUCGACUGCAGCCUGGACCGCAAGGACUCCAUCCUGGCUGCCGUCCACUUGCUCCGGCGCUCCAUGGCGUUCGACUCCACCACAUCCCUCUCCCCUUCGGACCCGGCAGCCGCCGCGGCCCCCGACCUCUCUGCAUCCUCCGACACCGACAGCGUUUCAUCGGGCAGCAACUCGGGCGCCGGUGAUCCUCCACGCCGCGGCAUCAGCGUGCCAGCGAGGUUCUGGCAGGAGACCAACAGCCGCCUGCGUCGGCUUCCAGAACCAGGCCUGCCGCUACCAUCAUCGUCUGGCAGGAGAUCGUUCUCGGACAGUCAAAUGUCACCGCGACUGCCUGGCCGCUCCCCAUCUCCAAGCCGUGGAAGCAGGGGCAUGGCGAGCCCAUCGAGAGGGCGGAGUGGAGAGGCAUCACCCAAUGGGCAUACAAUGCAGGCACCAGCGAAUGCGCCAUCUAUCAUUAGCUUUGCUGCAGAGGUGAGGAGAGCGAAAAAAGGAGAGAACAGAAUUGAGGAGGCACACAGGCUGCGACUGCUGGAUAACCGGCAUUUGCAGUGGCGAUGCAUCAAUGCUCGAACAGACGCAGCGCUUCUGGUGCAGAGCUUCACUGCUGAGAAAACUCUGCACAGUGCAUGGAAAGAAAUAUCAAAAUUACGAGACAAUGUCAGUUCUAAAAGGAGCAAGCUCCAACUUCUAAAACAAAAGCUCAAGCUGUUUGCUAUUCUCAGACGACAGAUAUACUAUCUAGAUGAGUGGUCUCAUAUUGAAAAACAUCAUUCAAGUGCUUUGUCAGCAGCAAUCGAAGCGCUGAAGGCUAGUACUCUCCGUCUUCCAGUUGUUGGUGGUGCGAAGGCUGAUGCCCAAGGCGUGAAAGAAGCUGUUAACUCAGCGGUGGAUGUGAUGCACACAAUGGCAUCCUCAAUAUGUACUUUGUUGUCUAAGGUGGAAGGAACGAGCUCUGUGGUGUCUGAGCUUGCUAAACUUGCGACACAAGAACAGAUGUUGUUGGACCAGUCAAGAGAUCUCUUGUCCAUGGUCGCAGCUAUACAUGUUAAACAGUGUAGCUUGCAAGCUCAUAUGCUACAACGAAAGCAAAAGCAGAGCCAGACACGGUUGUAGAUCAGUUUGUCUUGCCACAUUGGUGGUCACUAACAUCACACGGCCUCAUCUUUUCACACUGGAGACUGUGCUACAGGUAAUGAAAGCUGUAACCAUUUGUUGGGUGUGAAGUGUGUCCUAAUCUGCUUUGAUCUCACCGAGUGUAGCUGAUUCGUGUAAUUUUUUGAGUGCAUAUCACCAUAGAAAUGGCCCUUUUACCUGCAGUUGCUGCAGUGGGAUGUAUACAGAGAACCUAGUGUUGACCGAAGAUGAGCUUCCUGUAGAUAUGAAAAAGCUUGUCGUUUGCGUGCCUAGCUUUGCUGUGUUGCGUGCUCAGAGUGUUUAUGGGUGCUUUUGUAUUCUGGAAUGGAAACAGUUGUUAGUUUGAUACGGGUGUUUUCAUGGCAAAUUAA